UAAAUCUCUCUUCCACCAGUGAAAGUUUCAGAGAGAAGUGAAUCAGAUAGGAAAGUAUUGUCAGGGAAAUGAGAAAGACACUUCAUCUUCAUCUUCUUAAGAUCUCUGUUCUUGAGUUCCUCAUUAGUGUUUCUGCUUCUUCUACUAUACCUAAUUAUUCACAGCCUUCUCCUUCUCCACUUUACACUUCCAUGGCUUCCUUCUCUCCAGGGAUCCAAAUGGGCAGAGGCCAAGAACACAAACUAGAUGCUCACAAGAAACUUUUUAUCUCUCUCAUAAUCACCUCAUCUUCUCUAGGGUUCAUACUCCUAUGUUGUUUAUGCUUCUGGAUUUAUCGGUCCAAGAAGUCCCUCAAAACCACCAAGAACUCAGAAGGUGAGAGUGGGAUUUCACUAGCCAAGAAGGGUUUUGUGCAGUCCUUCGAUUACAAGACACUAGAAAAAGCGACAGGCGGUUUCAAAGACGGUAAUCUUGUAGGACGAGGCGGAUUUGGAUAUGUUUACAAGGCCAGUUUAGGCAAUAACACUCUAGCAGCAGUCAAAAAGAUUGAAAACGUUAGUCAAGAAGCAAAACGAGAGUUUCAGAACGAAGUUGAUUUGUUGAGCAAGAUUCACCACCCGAACAUCAUCUCAUUGUUGGGAUAUGGAAGUGAAAUCAGCUCGAGUUUCAUCGUCUACGAGCUGAUGCAAAAUGGAUCCUUGGAUGCUCAGUUACACGGACCUUCUCGGGGAUCGGCUUUAACAUGGCACAUGCGGAUGAAGAUUGCUCUUGAUACAGCCAGAGCUGUUGAGUAUCUUCACGAGCGUUGUCGUCCUCCGGUUAUCCACAGAGAUCUUAAAUCUUCAAACAUUCUCCUUGAUUCUUCCUUCAACGCCAAGAUUUCGGAUUUUGGUCUGGCGGUAAUGGUUGGGGCGCACGGCAAGAACAACAUUAAACUAUCAGGGACACUUGGUUAUGUUGCUCCAGAAUAUCUCCUAGACGGUAAAUUAACGGAUAAAAGUGAUGUCUACGCGUUUGGGGUGGUUCUACUUGAACUCUUGCUAGGAAGACGGCCGGUUGAGAAAUUGAGUUCGGUUCAGUGCCAAUCUCUAGUCACUUGGGCAAUGCCUCAACUUACGGAUAGAUCAAAGCUUCCAAAAAUUGUGGAUCCGGUUCUCAAAGACACAAUGGAUCAUAAGCACUUAUACCAGGUGGCAGCCGUGGCAGUGCUUUGCGUACAGCCAGAACCGAGUUAUCGACCGUUGAUAACCGAUGUUCUUCACUCACUUGUUCCACUGGUUCCGGUAGAGCUAGGGGGCACUCUCCGGUUAACACCAUCAUCCUCUUAAAGAAAUUGAUUUUUUAUUUUAUUUUAGAAAACCGAUUAAUCUUGGGGUAGAAAUGGGAGGACAGAAACUUCUAAUUAUUUGUAUUUGUAAAUUUAAUUACUAUAUAAAUAAACUGUGUUAUCAUUUUUACACCACGUGAUAUUAUUAUUUAGCAAA
Capsella rubella is the source of this 1484-nucleotide messenger RNA. RefSeq names its product probable receptor-like protein kinase At1g80640. The coding region runs from base 69 to 1328 and encodes 419 amino acids. The transcript is spliced from 10 exons. Gene Ontology annotation, biological process: protein phosphorylation. Lineage: Eukaryota; Viridiplantae; Streptophyta; Magnoliopsida; Brassicales; Brassicaceae. The record is from RefSeq and is a predicted model, not a curated record. Gene Ontology annotation, molecular function: protein kinase activity; ATP binding.